This is a messenger RNA of Exophiala xenobiotica, 2107 nucleotides long. RefSeq lists its product as uncharacterized. Bases 222 to 2045 code for a protein of 607 amino acids. NCBI's taxonomy places the organism in Eukaryota, Fungi, Ascomycota, Eurotiomycetes, Chaetothyriales, Herpotrichiellaceae. The transcript has a single exon. The record is from RefSeq and is a predicted model, not a curated record. Gene Ontology annotation, cellular component: fungal-type vacuole membrane; Mon1-Ccz1 complex. Gene Ontology annotation, biological process: vesicle-mediated transport; protein targeting to vacuole.
GCCUGGCGAAUCGCAGCAUUGGUUCAGAUGGACUCUUUUCCUCUACAUCAUCGUCAUUAUCAGCUGUAGAGGAUGCGGGCUGCCUCUUGUUCCUCAUCAUGCGUGCCAUGAUCGAGAACCAGGCGGUUGGAAAGAGCGCGCAUGAUGGAGGUUGACGAGUUUCACAAUCCUGGACAGAUACUUGAUCGUCCAGACCGCAGCCUCGCUUGUGAUCCUCAACAAUGGACAACAAGGAAGAUAUUCAUUCCGCCGAGAGUACAGAUACACAGUCACAGAGCUCGGAGGCACGACCACCCCUUCCACCUCGGCCCAGCGAACUGAAUCUCCUGCGAGUGCGGCCUCCUACCGGCCAUGGCUCACGUCCUCCCACACGACCGGGUCUCGUUGCAGGUCCAACGACCGCAGUGUCUAUGACCGACAUCAGCAGCUUUAACCGACCAGACGGCUCAAACGAAACACGAGUUGCCCUUCCUCGGGCACCAUCAACCCCUUCGAUCCGCGCGCCUACGAGUAAAGGCACAAGCGAAGCUGAGGAGGAUAAUUCUAGCAUAAAAAGCUACGGACCGUCUGGACGGUUUAUCCAAGACACGGAGAGUAUCUUCGACGGUGAUUUGCGAGAUGAACAAGGACGUUCGUUGCCUGUCAGCGAACGAGGGUUGUUUGAGAAAGACUCGGACAGCAUCUACGGUGAAGACGGCGUCGACUUUGACAAGGAGUUUGAAGAGGUCGACGACAAAGCGAUUGGCGAAGAUGUUGCUCACAUGCUGUGGAAGUCUAAGCGCAAACAUUUCAUCAUUCUCUCUGCGGCAGGGAAGCCUAUCUACACAAGGCACGGCUCUGACGCUGUGAUUUCGAGUUAUGUCGGCAUUGUGCAGACCAUCAUCUCCUCCUUUGCCGGAAACGACGACCAGUUAAGGAGCUUCCAGGCAGAUGGAGUGCGGUUCGUCGUACUGUCCCAGACAAAUCUGUUCCUGGUUGGGAUCACGAGUCUACCGGAAAGCGAGGUCCAACUACGCGUCCAGCUUGAAGCUUUGUACAUGCAGAUUCUGUCGACCUUGACAUUGCCUACGCUGACACAUAUUUUUUCGGUACGUCCUUCCACUGAUCUGAGGAGACCGUUGCAGGGCACAGAAGUCCUGCUAUCGUCACUCGCAGACAGCUUUACGCGCGGCUCUCCAUCGACACUCUUAUCUGCGCUGGAAUGUCUCAAAAUUCGUAAAUCGCACCGACAUGUGAUUAACAACACCAUGAUCAAAGCGCGUGUCGAUGACCUGCUCUAUGGUCUCGUCGUGGCUGGUGGGAGGCUUGUCAGUGUCAUCCGACCCAAGAAACACUCGCUACAUCCGAGUGACCUUCAGCUGAUAUUCAACAUGCUCUUCGAGGCUGAAGGAAUCAAAGCUGGAGGUGGUGAUUCCUGGGUUCCUAUCUGUCUGCCAGGCUUCAACAACACCGGUUAUCUCUACAUGUACGUCAGCUUCCUAGACAUGGGUGGUGAUCAGGUACGCGAACUUGCCGAAAACGAGCGUAUAGCGCAGGAAGACUCUGUCGCCAUCAUCCUACUAAGCGCCAACAAAGAGAGCUUCGAGGAUAUGCAUAGCAUGAAGAAUUAUCUGGUCCACGAAUUCCGUCGCAACAGAAGUAUGCAUAUCAUUCAUGCUGCUGUACAAGCUGGUCGUCCUGCCACGACAGACAUCAUCGCUGGGACUGUCCUGCGCCACUUUCUCUACAAAUCCAAGGGAAAUGUCCAGUUCUUCAUGCCUUCUUACUCGCCGAGCUUCGAAACUUUGAAGCAGCGCAGGCGUCUGAUGUCGCUGUAUCACAAGUUGCACGCGGCUGUCCAUGCCAAGCAUGCCGCGGUCAAGGUUGUUCAUAGCAUCAGCACGACUGCGACAGCAUUGGCCUGGGUGACGCCUAUGUUCGAGCUUUAUUGUGUGGCUGGUCCAUCGGCGUCCAGGAAUGCUCUGGCGCAAAGUGCGAAUAAGGUAGUCCAGUGGAUUCAGAGGGAGGAAGAGCGUGUAUUCAUCAUAGGCGGCGCCGUAUUUUGAGCGUCGUUCUCUCCUUCAAGCAGGUAUAUGUAGAGGGCUCAAUCCUAAGACUUUGCUCUCCG